CAGAUCUCGUACAACUGCUACAACUACUGAUAUCGAGAUCGCUACAAUCGAAUAGCCUCUAGCCACGUCGUCUUCUGCAACAGCUUGGCCGUACACUCUCUGCAGCGAAUCUGCUAAUCUCCUCCCUCACAUCGCCUCGAUCGCCCCGGUUCAUUUGACGUAUACGUACACAAGGAAGGUUUACGAAUUUCUUAUCCGACCCGAUCUCGCCUACACCUCUCCUUCUGCUUUCCCGCCAAACGCAAGUCUAUUUCAAUCAAGACUAGACCGAGUCGGACUAGCUUAUACCUCAGGACCUCGGAACGAACGCAGCAGAAGCCUCGAAUAGGAGAGGAAAAGAAAGCCACACACAGGCAGUAAAGAGCGAAAAAAAGCAGGCUUAAGAAAGGACAAGAUGUCACACAACUCGGAGGUCGAUAUCGAUUACGAGUCGUUGCCGAUCGGUGCAGGAUGGGGCACGCACAUGCUGGCAGGAGCCUUGGCAGGUAUCUCGGAACACACCGUUAUUUACCCCGUAGACGCCAUCAAGACCCGAAUGCAGGUCCUCCCCUCGUUAUCCCCCUCGGCCCUUCUCGCCCAGACCUCGGGUGCCAACUCAUCAUCGACCCUGACCGCCUCCUCAUCCCUCCUCUCCCACCUGCGACACGCAUCGACCACCCAAUCCCUCCGGACGCUCUGGCGGGGAGUGGCUAGCGUGAUCAUGGGUGCCGGACCCGCACACGCCAUGCAUUUCGGGACGUACGAGUUUGUCAAGGAGGUCGCCGGUGGGGAUCGGGAGGGGCUUCGAGGUGUCGGAGGAACGGCGUUGGCAGGUGCCAUGGCUACGACAGCCAGUGAUGCGUUCAUGAACCCGUUCGAUGUCAUCAAACAACGUAUGCAACUCCAAAGCUCGACCUACCGCUCGGUCAUCGCCUGCGCCAAACACGUCCACGCGACCGAAGGACUCCGAGCGUUCUACAUCUCUUACCCUACGACCCUCUUGAUGAACAUUCCCUUACAAGCCGUCCAGUUCUCCGUAUACGAGAUCUUGAAAUCGUUCUUGAACCCUACGGGAGAGUAUUCGCCUUCGACCCAUAUCGCUGCGGGUGGGGUGGCUGGAGGUGUGGCGGCUGCUUUGACGACCCCGUUGGACGUUGCCAAGACCCUCUUGCAAACCCGAGGAACGUCCAAUGACGCACGGAUACGUAAUGCCCGAGGGAUGGCCGAGGCGCUCAAGAUCAUCGUCGCCAGGGACGGAUGGAAGGGUCUUCGACGAGGGAUGAGCGCGAGGGUGGUCACCUUCGCUCCGUCUACCGCGAUCAGUUGGGCGAGUUACGAGUUCUUCAAAUCUCUUAUCAAAUCGCAAGACUACCAGUCGAGCGCCAUGGCCUAAGAGCAAAAGUCCUGCAUCAAACGGCUCUGCUUGACACGACGGGAUCUGGCAGACCCGUAAUCCGAAAAAACGACCUGGCACAUUGUAACACUAAUGCGAGACCAUCUGGACGAAGGGCGAUGCUGCGUUGGGGGAAGAGAGGGCUUCUAGAUAGACUUGACUUGUGACGUGGGAUGUGGAUGUAUGGGACUAGCAUCAGAGGUUCCUACAAGCUACAAGGGGUGAUGGAAUGGAUAUACCUCUUGGGCCUGAAGGGUGCAUAGCAUGAUGCAUGCAUGACGUGGACUAGGGAGGCUUGAUGACGUAAUACUCUUCGAUUGUUUUGAA
Molecule: messenger RNA, 1699 nt
Organism: Filobasidium floriforme
Lineage: Eukaryota; Fungi; Basidiomycota; Tremellomycetes; Filobasidiales; Filobasidiaceae
Product: mitochondrial carrier
Exons: 6
Coding region: 395-1372 (325 amino acids)
Biological process (GO): iron import into the mitochondrion
Cellular component (GO): mitochondrial membrane
Molecular function (GO): ferrous iron transmembrane transporter activity
Source: RefSeq, a predicted model, not a curated record